AACCCAUUUCAACUGCCUAUUCAGAGCAUGCAGUAAGAGGAAAUCCACCAAGUCUCAAUAUAAUAAUAUUCUUUACUCCUGGACAGCUCGGUUAAUGAAAAAAUGGACACGGAAAGUAAUAGGAGAGCAAAUCUUGCUCUCCCACAAGAGCCUUCCAGUGUGCCUGUAUUUGAAGUCUUGGAAAUAUCUCCCCAGGAAGUAUCUUCAGGCAGACUAUUGAAGUCGGCCUCAUCCCCACCACAGCAUACAUGGCUGAGAGUUUUGAAAAAAGAGCAGGAGUUCCUGGGGGUAACACAAAUUCUGACUGCUAUGAUAUGCCUUUGUUUUGGAACAGUUGUCUGCUCUGUACUUGAUAUUUCACACAUUGAGGGAGACAUUUUUUCAUCAUUUAAAGUAGGUUAUCCAUUCUGGGGAGCCAUAUUUUUUUCUAUUUCUGGAAUUUUGUCAAUUAUAUCUGAAAGGAGAAAUGCAACAUACCUGGUGAGAGGAAGCCUGGGAGCAAACACUGCCAGCAGCAUAGCUGGGGGAAUGGGAAUUACCAUCCUGAUCAUCAACCUGAAGAAGAGCUUAGCCUAUAUCCACAUCCACAGUUGCCAGAAACUUUUUGAGACCAAGUGCUUUAUGGCUUCCUUUUCCACUGAAAUUGUAGUGAUGAUGCUGUUUCUCACCAUUCUGGGACUUGGUAGUGCUGUGUCACUCACAAUCUAUGGAGCUGGGGAAGAACUCAAAGGAAACAAGGUUCCAGAGGAUCGUGUUUAUGAAGAAUUAAACAUAUAUUCAGCUACUUACAGUGAGUUGGAAGACCCAGGGGAAAUGUCUCCUCCCAUUGAUUUAUAAGAAUCACGUGUCCAGAACACUCUGAUUCACAGCCAAGGAUCCAGAAGGCCAAGGUCUUGUUAAGGGGCUACUGGAAAAAUUUCUAUUCUCUCCACAGCCUGCUGGUUUUACAUUAGAUUUAUUUGCCUGAUAAGAAUAUUUUGUUUUUGCUGCUUCUGUUCACCUUAAUAUUCUCCUUCUAUUUGUAGAUAUGAUAGACUCCUAUUUUUCUUGUUUUAUAUUAUGACCACACACAUCUCUGCUGGAAAGUCAACAUGUAGUAAGCAAGAUUUAACUGUUUGAUUAUAACUGUGCAAAUACAGAAAAAAAGAAGGCUGGCUGAAAGUUGAGUUAAACUUUGACAGUUUGAUAAUAUUUGGUUCUCAGGGUUUUUUUUUUUUUUUUUUAGCAUUCUUAAUAGUUACAGUUGGGCAUGAUUUGUACCAUCCACCCAUACCCACACAGUCACACAUACAUAUGUAUUACUUACACUAUAUAUAACUUCCUAUGCAAAUAUUUUACCACCAGUCAAUAAUACAUUUUUGCCAAGACAUGAAGUUUUAUAAAGAUCUGUAUAAUUGCCUGAAUCACCAGCACAUUCACUGACAUGAUAUUAUUUGCAGAUUGACAAGUAGGAAGUGGCGAAUUUUAUUAAGUUACUCGUUGUCUGGGGAGGUAGAUAGGUAAAAACAGGGAAAUUAUAAGUGGGGAGAUUAACAUUUCACAAAUGUUUAGUGAAACAUUUGUGAAAAAAGAAGACUAAAUUAAGACCUGAGCUGAAAUAAAGUGAGUGGAAAUGGAAAUAAUGGUUAUAUCUAAAACAUGUAGAAAAAGAGUAACUGGUAGAUUUUGUUAACAAAUUAAAGAAUAAAGUUAAACAAGCAACUGGUUGACUAAUACAUUAAGUGUCUGAGUCUAAGAUGAAAGGAGAGGAGAGCACUGGUUAUUGUUGAAAAAAUGAUAAAAAGGGUCGGGCGCGGAGGCUCACGCCUGUAAUCCCAGCACUUUGGGAGGCCGAGGUGGGCAGAUCACGAAGUCAGUAGUUUGAGACCAGCCUGGCCAACAUAGUGAAACCCCGUCUCUACUAAAAAUACAAAAAAAAAUUAGCUGGGUGUGGUGGCAGUCACCUGUAGUCCCAGCUACUUGGGAGGCUGAGGCAGGAGAAUCGCUUGAACCUGGGAGGCGGAGGUUGCAGUGAGCCGAGAUCGCACCAGUGCACUCCAGCCUUGGUGACAAUGGGAGACUCCAUCUCAAAAAAAAAAAAAAAAAAAAAAAAAAAGAUAAAAAG
Molecule: messenger RNA, 2104 nt
Organism: Pan troglodytes (chimpanzee)
Lineage: Eukaryota; Metazoa; Chordata; Mammalia; Primates; Hominidae
Gene: MS4A2
Product: membrane spanning 4-domains A2
Exons: 7
Coding region: 103-837 (244 amino acids)
Biological process (GO): cell surface receptor signaling pathway
Cellular component (GO): Fc-epsilon receptor I complex; plasma membrane; external side of plasma membrane
Source: RefSeq, a predicted model, not a curated record